Aethalodelphis obliquidens (Pacific white-sided dolphin) is the source of this 2978-nucleotide messenger RNA. It is a transcript of the gene SLC33A1, whose product is annotated as solute carrier family 33 member 1. Gene Ontology annotation, cellular component: membrane. The record is from RefSeq and is a predicted model, not a curated record. Gene Ontology annotation, molecular function: acetyl-CoA transmembrane transporter activity. The transcript has 6 exons. The coding region runs from base 454 to 2106 and encodes 550 amino acids. NCBI's taxonomy places the organism in Eukaryota, Metazoa, Chordata, Mammalia, Artiodactyla, Delphinidae. Gene Ontology annotation, biological process: acetyl-CoA transmembrane transport.
UUCCUGAAGCGCGAGACAGGAAGUUAUCUGGGAUGUCUGUAGUCCCGUGGGGAAAGUACCGGCUUCCGCUUUGGUGACGGCUAGAGCAGGCGGUGGGUCGGCGGACUGGCUGUUUGGUCUCGCCGCAGCUAGGGGUCCGUUUCCAUCGCAGCACCACGGCCCCCUCCUCCAGCCCAGACCCCGGCGAGGCUGCCCGGGGGGCUCCUUCAGGCUCCUUGACGCCGCUCCAAGGGGCAUCUACCUGGGCAUCGCCUGGGCCUCCCGCCGGGGGACUGACUCCCGGCUUCAGCACUCAGGGCCACAAUAAGAGGUGCCCUUAUCAACCCGCGCCCUGCCCCCCUCCCUGAGCCAUCGAGACCCUGGUCCAGAGCGACAGCCUAGGACCUGGGACUAGACGGAUCCAAGACGCUAAGCCCUGGUCUCCUACAGACGGGGCUCUGCAUCGUCUCUGAUAUGUCACCCACCAUCUCCCACAAGGAUAGCAGUCGGCAACGACGGCCAGGGACUUUUAACCACUCUCUAGAUAUGAAGAGCGGUCCUCUGCCGCCGGGCGCCUGGGAUGAUAAUUAUCCAGAGUUGGUUGACGGGGAAGGGGACCAAGAAGCUUUUUUGCGGGAUAUCGGCGCUAGUGACUUCUCAAAACCCCCACGGAGCUGCCGGGCGGAAUUAAGCAGCAUUUUGCUGUUACUCUUUCUUUACGUGCUUCAGGGCAUUCCACUGGGCCUGGCGGGAAGCAUCCCACUCAUUUUACAGAGCAAAAACGUUAGCUAUACAGAUCAAGCUUUCUUCAGUUUUGUCUUUUGGCCCUUCAGUCUCAAAUUGCUCUGGGCCCCGUUGGUUGAUGCGGUUUACUUUAGGAACUUCGGUCGUCGCAAAUCUUGGCUUGUCCCUACACAGUAUAUACUGGGACUCUUCAUGAUAUAUCUCUCCACUCAAGUGGACCAUUUGCUCGGAAAUACAGAUGGCAGAACCCCCGAUGUGGUUGCUCUCACUGUGACAUUCUUUUUGUUUGAAUUCCUGGCAGCUACUCAGGACAUCGCUGUGGAUGGUUGGGCGUUAACCAUGUUAUCCCGGGAAAACGUGGGUUAUGCUUCUACUUGCAAUUCAGUGGGCCAAACAGCCGGUUACUUUUUGGGCAAUGUUUUGUUUUUGGCCCUUGAAUCUGCCGACUUUUGUAACAAAUAUUUGCGGUUUCAACCUCAACCCAGAGGAAUCGUUACUCUUUCAGACUUCCUUUUCUUCUGGGGAACUGUAUUUUUGAUAACAACAACUUUAGUUGCCCUUCUGAAAAAAGAAAACAAAGAAGUAUCAGUAGGAAAAGAAGAAACCCAAGGGAUCACAGAUACUUACAAGCUGCUUUUUGCAAUUAUAAAAAUGCCUGCAGUUCUGACAUUUUGCCUUCUGAUUCUAACUGCAAAGAUUGGUUUUUCAGCAGCAGAUGCAGUAACAGGACUGAAAUUGGUAGAAGAGGGAGUACCCAAAGAACAUUUAGCCUUAUUGGCAGUUCCAAUGGUUCCUUUGCAAAUAAUAUUGCCUCUGAUUAUCAGCAAAUAUACUGCAGGUCCCCAGCCACUAAACAUAUUUUACAAAGCCAUGCCCUACAGAUUAUUGCUUGGAUUAGAAUAUGCUCUACUGGUCUGGUGGACUCCUAAAGUAGAACAUCAAGGGGGAUUCCCUAUAUAUUACUAUAUUAUAGUGCUGCUCAGUUAUGCGUUACAUCAGGUUACAUUGUAUAGCAUGUAUGUUUCCAUAAUGGCUUUCAAUGCGAAGGUUAGUGAUCCACUUAUUGGUGGAACAUAUAUGACCCUUUUAAAUACUGUGUCUAACCUGGGAGGAAACUGGCCUUCUACAGUAGCUCUUUGGCUGGUAGAUCCCCUCACAGUGAAAGAGUGUGUAGGAGCAUCAAACCAGAAUUGCCGAACACAUGAUGCUGUUGAGCUUUGCAAAAAACUCGGUGGCUCAUGUGUUACAGCACUGGAUGGUUAUUAUGUGGAGUCCAUUAUUUGUGUUUUUAUUGGAUUUGGUUGGUGGUUCUGUCUUGGUCCAAAACUUAAAAAGUUACAGGAUGAAGGACCAUCUUCAUGGAAGUGCAAAAGAAGCAAGUAAUGCAUUCACUACUGGACAUUCUAGAACGGUAACUCUAGUUUAGUUUUAACUCAGAGUUAUGAUAAUCAGUGUACAGGAGUAUAAAAUAUUAUUUUAAACAGGAAAUUAUUAAUAUAAAAUGUCAAAUGGUUAAAAAUAUAGAGACCUCUCUGUAUAUUUAAAUAUACUUUUCCUUGCCUUGUCAAUGUAUUUAAAGUUUACUUAAGGUCAGGAAAUUGGUACUAAAACAACUUUUCUGAUCUUGUUAUUUGAUUUAUGUCUUUUUAAUUUACUGACCAAAGCAUGUUUUAAGCUGCAAUGCAGUAGUCAUGGGUGGUAACCUUGCAGUCAAGUAUUGUUAUCAGUACCUAUCAUUGAGCUAUAUUAAAAUGUUUGGUAAAAUAUAUUAAAUGGAACAGAGCUUGAUAUUCAGGUACUAACUACAACUAGUUUGGCCUUGUUGGCAGUUAAAUCUUAUUUUGAAUUGUAAAUUGGUUAAAUUUGUUGUGGAAUUUGUUGAGAAGAGAAUAUAAACUACUGAAAAACCAUUUUAGUUUUAACUUUUCUGACCAUAACCACAUUGUACUAAUGAAUCUGUGUUAAAAAGACUAUUUUAAAUGUAUUUCCUGCUUUUGUAAGCAUUAAAGACUUAUAGGAAGAUUAUUCAAACUAUUUUUUAUAAAAUGAAAGCUAUGACUUUUAUUGGUUCCCCUCCCCCUUCCCCCUUUUGAAAGAUAUUUUGAUUACUUGUUAAUUUUACCGUAAAGCUUACAUAUGGUUUUUUGUCAUAAGUGCUUCAUGGCACAUGGACAGCUCACAAGUGGUUCAAAUUUAAUGUUGUAUGUAUGUUCAUGGCAAAGUUUUGAAAAUAAAAAUUAAACGUUUUUCUUCAA